Molecule: messenger RNA, 2910 nt
Organism: Carcharodon carcharias (great white shark)
Lineage: Eukaryota; Metazoa; Chordata; Chondrichthyes; Lamniformes; Lamnidae
Gene: ngly2
Exons: 12
Coding region: 21-2138 (705 amino acids)
Molecular function (GO): oxidoreductase activity, acting on paired donors, with incorporation or reduction of molecular oxygen, reduced ascorbate as one donor, and incorporation of one atom of oxygen
Source: RefSeq, a predicted model, not a curated record
GCGGCUUUAAGCAGGUGGCAAUGGGCUGGGGACUCGGAGCCGCGGCCUGGGCCUCGGGCCUGCUCCUUCUCCUCGGGCUCCUGGGAAGCGAGGCCGAGCCUCCGCUGCGGGCGGGGUGGAUUAACUACGAGAACCUGUGGAAGGUUAAAGAGCGGGCGGUGCAUGGUUACGGCGCCGGCCUCCUGGGCCCGCGGGCUAGCGUUGAAGGAGGAUGGGGCUCGGGCUCGGUCUCCGGGGCUGGGGAGCCGCCAAAACCACCUCCGGCCUCUGGCCUGGAGCCUGGCAUGAUGGCCCCGCCCUUCACACUCGAGACCCUGGACGGAGAGCUGAGAUUCCCGCCGGUCAGGGAACAACAGCCCCGCUCCUUCAUCUUCCAGGCGUUCACCAAUAAAUCCGGCUUCCUGGAGUGUAUGUGGACCUCUCGAGCUUCCCUCACCGCCCUGGUGGACAGACUUCCCCAGCACAGCCAUGUGGUCUUCCUGUCCUUCGACGACUCGGCUCCUAGGGAUGCCAGAUGGAUGAAGCAGCAGCUUGUCGGAGUGAUGGAGGAAAGGUUGAAGAACAUCAGGAGAUUUAAGGACUUGCUGUCUCGACUUCAUUUUGUACCAAUUCCUGUCUAUGCUCUGGGAAACUGGAUCCCUGCUAUCUUUUAUGCUUGGAGAUGUCAAGAGCACAACUGUGGACUCGCUCAAAUUGUCUUCACUUCACCAGAAUUGAAAUUAACAGUCGUUACCAAAAGACUGGAUGCUAGAUAUGACUGGAUAAUGAAAAGCUGGAGAUCAGUACCGUAUAUUCUUAGGGAUGGUGGAGAUGGGUGUGACAUCUCACAUGGAGUAAAAGAUGCUGUGGCUUUGGUCUCUGAUAAAGGGAACUGUUCAUACUUCACAAAGGUCAACAAUAUGGCAAAUUCUGAAGCACUAGGGGUCCUAGUUUAUGUAAGACCUGGUUGGCCACUUCAGGAUAUGAACUGCUGGGGAGUAGAUUGCCUUACUACCAUAAAGAUACCAGCCUCAAUAAUGCAUUUUCAGAAAGAUGUGAUGGAUGCAUUAAGAAACCAUGCCAAAGUGAAUGUGACUUUCCAACACACUCCUUCGCCUAAUUUUUUCUUUGGAAUUGACAUGGACAGAAGAUUGUCAGAAAUGGGUUGGUUCCUCUAUCCAACAUUUAAUUUUGUUGUCUGGCAAGCUCAAUGGUUUAUUUACAUGGAAAACUUGACUGCAAAGCUUCAGUUGCCAGCUACUAUAAUAAAUGUGUUCAAUGACACUGUGAUGCAAGGGAACAAGGGAACUGUAGCAAUUACGGAACUCCCAGAAGACCUACUUUCAUAUGACCAUCUUGAACUUGAUGCCUCAUUGUCGUGCCCUGGAACAAGAGAUGAAACUUGUGCUCAUUGGGAUCACACAGUUCAGCUGUAUGUAUGCUGUAUGCAGAACAGCUCGUACUGCAAUCUUGAACUUGGAAGAUGGAUUACACCAUUCCGCAGACGCAUUGGACGCUGGUUAACAGAUGUCUCGCCACUUCUACCCCUGCUUAAUGCUAAGCAGUGCACAUUCACGUUGAAGACUGUGCCAUGGGCCAUGCCCUGGAAACCAUCCCUCAAUCUUCAUUUCAUUAAAAGAAGCCAAUUAUUGUCAGGAUACAGUUCAUCACCAUACCCCUAUAAACUGCUGCAACUCUUCACUGGUGGGAUAUUUAACAGAAAUUACAACAAGAAGUAUCAACCUAUUAGAUUUGUUGUACCAUCCUCUACCAAGAAGGUUGAAUUGUAUGCUGUGAUCACGGGCCAUGGAAGUGAUGAGAAUGGCUGUGGAGAAUUCUGUAUCACUUCUCAUCAUUUUGUAAUUAACGGCAUUUAUAAUAAUUCAAGGACAUUUAACAAUGCUGGUACUCCUUUAGGUUGUGCUAACAAGGUUUUAGAGGGCGUGGUCCCGAAUGAGCAUGGUACAUGGCUGUAUGGGCGAAAUGGCUGGUGCGAUGGACAGGAUGUGGCACCAUGGAGGAAAGAUGUCACUGAGCAGGUGAACAUGACUGGGAUAAACAGCAUCGUGUAUUUUGGCUGGUUUAACGGUAAAGAUCCUGACCCGAAGCAGAACCCUGGAGAAAUUACAAUGUAUUCCUACCUUGUAUUUUACAAGUAAAAUCACAAAUCCUAGCUAAGCUGUACUUGAAAUUAAUACUAACUCAGGAGUUUAUAAUCAAAUACAGGAAGUUUUUUUUCCUGAAGUAACAAGCUGUUGGCUAAACGUUGCUGUCUGUAUUUCACUGGCAUGUUUUUGAUGCUACAGCCUUUAACGAUCACUGUCAAAAUAUUCUAGAAUGCAUAUUUGAAUGUCACUUGGGCCAGGUUCAAAAGCUACAAUUUCACAACUUAAAUAGCAAUUUUCAGACUCAUAUUUUCCUGGAAGAGUUAAACAUGCAGAAUCAAAAUUGACCAGAUCUGCCACAGGAAAGCUUUAGCUUUGCCAAAGAACAUGUUUUUCUACUGUUAAUUUUUAAUUCUGGUAAUUAACCAUUACUUCUGUCAAAAUACAUACAAUUUUUACAUCCUGAGUCGCACUUGAUUUAAUUCCUUGCAUCAUGUGACAGUAUUGUUUUUUCUAGAUGUUUCUUCACGUUUUAACUGUUAUUUUUUUUUAACUGCUUCUUCUUAUCGUGUCCACGGACAGUCUAUACAUGGCCCAGCCAGAACUGGACACAUUUUUGCGCCUUGUUAAAUUCGGCAAGAUCUGCAACAGUGCAGGGUUCCUCUAGCAAUAGGCAUUGCAGGAGAUGCUUUGCUAUUAUGUAUCCGCAUUCAUUACAAUGGCAGUGGAGUGGGUAUUACUUUGUUCAUUGCAUAAAAUGCCUAAAUAAAAGUGAAAGCUGGCUACCAAAAAUAAAGCUGACCAAUAAAACUGCCUCUUCACAUGG